CUGGAGCGGCUUCUUACUGCAAGACACCGUAUCACACCUGCCGCAAUGGCCGUCCUGGUGCUCGAUAGGCGCCACCUCCUGGCAGCACGCCCCGACCGCCUCGAGGCAAGGCCCGCCGAGCUGCCACGAGCCGUCAACCUGCAGGUUGCAUGCCAAGCCGGCAAACUCAACGGGGUCCGAGGAAACCAUGAGGAGGAUGAGGUGCAUACUCCGCGUCCAGGACGGCUUGUUUGCGCUGACACUCCUGAAAAGUCCCGGAUCCGUGUGAAAGACACGACCGGCCUCAUAAAAGGGAAGGAGCAGAAGCUCAACGCAGAUGCCUCAGAGUUCGUUCCGGGACUUCCUGGAUCGGGCUUUGAAUUCUUCGCGUCGAUCCAAGACAUCCUUGCCAUGUACCCCAGCAAGCUAUGGAUUCCACCGAUUCUGCCAGUGCCUGGAGUCGAGGACACCCCAGUGCUGGAUUGGCUUGACCUGCCGCCUGCAGAGAAUGCCUGGGAGAUGUCCACGGAUGCCGCCACCUUGCCUGCGUGGCCGCUCUCGCCAUCUGACCAACCCUCUCCAAAAGUCUCGGAAAGCGAGGCCAGUGUAGCCCGCACGCUGAACUUGGCUCGCUGCCUGCUCGACUUUCUGCUGCAGCCUGCCAUGUUGCAGACAUCACACAUCUUGGAGGUCAUUGAGCGCCGCCUGCAGAUCCCAGGGACAGGCCCUUGGAGCCAGAAAGACCUGGAGAGCCUCCUUUUCAGCCAAGCAGAUCUCAUGCAGCUGGACACCCGUUUGGCCGCACUCUUGCAGCGCCUUCCGCCGGAGGCCUUGGCCAUGCUUCCGGCGCACACCACCUUCCUGGGCUGGGAGCCGAACGACACCGGGGCAUGGCGCUUCAAGGCGCCGCCGGAGCUCCGGCGGCUUGUGCGUCGGAAGUCCGAGACCGAGUCCAAAUCAGUGGCCUCCCUCUCCCUGUCUCCCGCCUGCAUCAGACACCACCGGUUCACGCUGGACCGCCUCCUCAGGUUCAAGCGAAGUGGGAUUGCCUGCAUUCAAGGCCUCGAUGCAACACAAAGCGAGCUGGCAGCCAGCAUCGUGGGAAAGGGAUACGGACAGUGUUGUGCCAAGGGUGCCGAUGGUGAGGCAAACACGAUCAUAUGGGACCGGCGUGUUUGGACACUUGUCGGCAGCAAGGAAUGUGGUUCCGCUGUGGCUGUAGAUUUGUCACAUGCAGGGCAGUCCAUGCGCGUGGUGUGCCUCCGUCCAACCUUGAAGCACUGUGCAGAGUGCAGUCCGUGCUGUGGCAGCCAUUGCUUCUAUGACCUCCUGCAGGCUUCAAGGGUGGUGGUUUGUGCGGACUUGUCCCGCGUGGGGGGCACCUCCUCGGCUGGGUUGGUUCCCGGGCUCGCCACAUUCCAGUCCGCCAUGUUUGAGAUCCUUGGCUACGAGAUCGAGGUGCCCGCCUCCGGGGAGCAGAGGAGGGACCUGUGGCAUCCCAGCGGCGUGUUCUUCCGAGGCGUGGAGCCUGUGGCUGCGCUCUCGGGGCACACCGAAGGCUACCUUGCGACCAUGUCCGACGGAGAGGUGCAAGCUAACUUCCCGCAUGGGCAAUCCAUGCUGAUGACCGAGUUUUGCUGGAAUUGAACAGUUCAAUUGCAAUGAAUGGGUCCUUGACUGCCUAUCGGGCCCGCAAUGUAAUGAUCGGAUUAAUUGUGGGCCUUUGAGUACAGCAGCAGUCAGCUUGCGCACAGCUAGUUUCACCAGUGUCAGAAGUAGAUCAUUCAGGAAUCGGCAUGUAUCUGCCAUGCUGCGGGGGAGGC
Messenger RNA from Effrenium voratum, 1802 nucleotides. The record is from the annotation of a GenBank genome assembly. NCBI's taxonomy places the organism in Eukaryota, Dinophyceae, Suessiales, Symbiodiniaceae.